This is a messenger RNA of Anneissia japonica, 1036 nucleotides long. RefSeq names its product talin-2-like. Gene Ontology annotation, cellular component: plasma membrane; focal adhesion. The record is from RefSeq and is a predicted model, not a curated record. Lineage: Eukaryota; Metazoa; Echinodermata; Crinoidea; Comatulida; Comatulidae. Gene Ontology annotation, molecular function: integrin binding; actin binding. Gene Ontology annotation, biological process: cell-cell adhesion.
GUUGGUAGGUUAAAUGAUGUGAUGAACGAAGAGUGUCAACAGUCUGCUUACCUGGUCGGUAUAUCAGAUCCAUCAAGUGUAACAUGUCGUCUAGGACUUCUUGAUCAGUGUCAGGUUGCCAGAGCAUACGAGGCUAUCCGUGCGGCUUAUGACUGUUUUCUGAAUCCAACAACCAAUCAACAACAGGUGAGAGCUGCUGUCACCGAUGUUCUCCAGCACACAUUAGUGUUUUGCAGUGCCUGUCUUCAGGUGUCGUCCAAGACAAGUGAUCCUGUUGUUCAAAAAACAUUCGUCCAAUCAGAAAAGAAUGUCGCUAAUAACGUAGCUAAUGUGGUCGAUAAUUUUAAGGCCUUGAAAGAUGACUUUUAUAGUGAAGAUAACAGACAGAAGUGUGCAGCCAGCACUAAGCGACUAUUUGAGGCUGUUGAUGAAGUGGUCACCUUUGCUUCCUCACCAGAGUUCACUGGUAUCCCAGCUGAAACCACUUCUCAGCACACUUGCUGAUCACAAAAGAAGACUAGUAUUCAGUUGGAGCUUGUAGGUGAAGCAGGUGAAUGAUGGGCAGACUGAGUAUAAAUGGAGUCUAGAAAUGAAUUGUUUGAAUCCUGCACACUGCAACCUGAAGCUUAGGAUACUCUGAUGUAUUGAAGUUAAGCAGGUGGAUUGCGAGACGCAAUAGACAUUUAUUUUGUGCAUUCAUUAACAUUAGUUAAACAUAUCAGGUUUGAGUAACUUAGUGUUGGUCCAAUUCUGGAGUUAUAAAAUGUUAGUCCGAUUCUGGACUUAGUUAAAAUGCUGGCCCAAUGCUGAGGAUAGUAUACUAAAUAAAAAUUUGGUCCGAUGUUAAAAAGAGAUAGUUAUUUUGCUCAUGUAGAAUGAGUAUAUGAUGGUCCUAGUGUAAAUUAUUGUUAAUUGAAGGUUAACAAUAACUUAAAAUUCUUAAUAUAAUGUAAAUAGUGUAAACUUCUAGUCCUAUUCUGGACUUACUUAGUUAAAAUCCUGUACUUAGUAAAUGGUGAAAAUCACACAAUGCUGA